Messenger RNA from Brassica napus (rape), 3354 nucleotides. Its product is annotated as glutathione S-transferase T3-like. The record is from RefSeq and is a predicted model, not a curated record. The transcript is spliced from 2 exons. Lineage: Eukaryota; Viridiplantae; Streptophyta; Magnoliopsida; Brassicales; Brassicaceae. The coding region runs from base 530 to 1363 and encodes 277 amino acids.
UCGCUCUCUAUCCAUCUUUCUUGUGAUCUCUCUUGCGAUCUCUCUGAUCUCUCCUCGUUCGAAUAAGAAGAUGAUCUCUUCUCGACGGGAUGAGUCGGCGCCUCUCUCGACUAUUCCUUCUCUCUUUCGCUCUCCUCGUUGCAUGCGCGUCUAUCUCUCAAUCCUCGACGCCUCCGUCGUUGCAUGUGGCUCUCCUCGACGGAAUCAGUCGGCGCCCCUCUCGACGACUACUCGUCUCUGUGGCUCUCCUCGACGCCUCCGCGUCUCGUUCUCGAUCGUCGACGGCUCCGCCGUCCUUCUCUAGCUGUCGACGCCUCCGCGUCUCGCUCUCGAUCGUCGACGGCUCCGCCAUCCUUCUCUAGCUGUCGACGCCUCCGCGUCUCGCUCUCGAUCGUCAAACCGAAAGGUAAAUCGAAAUCAAACCUGAAUCGGUCUUAGUUAUUUUGAUUUGGUUGUUGUGUUGGCCUCUACAUUCUGUCACUUAUGUCUGAAUCAUACUUUGUUAUGUAUUGUUUAUGUCUCCUGAUUUAUGUAUGGAUCACCACUGAUACAUUUUCAUUUGUCAAAUACGAGUACUACACUACGGAUCAAGCGACAUGUUAGUUCGGAAAAGACGAGGAUCAAACGAAAAUUCGGCGGCGUCAAAGACUACAGUGAAUCAGGGGAAGAUAGUGUCCAUGUUUCUUCAUCACAGGUUCCUUUUUAUGGAACUCCGCGAAGUGAAGAUCCUCAUCUCGGUGAGACCUCUGCAGAGCGUAAAGAAAGAAGAACAUGGAUGCCUAUAGACGAUCAAGUGCUCAUAUCUGCUUGGUUAAACACUAGUAAGGAUCCCGUUGUAGGGAAUGAGCAGCGAUCCAGAGCUUUUUGGCAAAGAAUUGCCGUGUACUUCGCAGCAUCACCAAAGAUUGGAGCCAGUGAAAGGACGGAGUCCAGUCACUGCAAGCAGCGUUGGCACAAGAUCAAUGAUCAAGUUGGGAAGUUCUGUGGCGCGUUUGAAGCUGCAAGCAGAGAGAGAACCAGUGGGCAAAACGAUAAUGACGUUCUGAAGCAAGCGCAUGAAAUCUUCUUCAACAACCACAAGAAGAAAUUCACUCUCGAACAUGCGUGGAAGGAGCUUCGGAACUAUCAGAAAUGGUGUGACCUGUCAAGUUCUAAAACGGAGAGCGUUGGUAAAAGGAGGAAGCUCGACGACAGCGCACAAUCAUCAACCUCUCACGCCUCUGAAUCCAUGACUGAUCGUCCCCCGAGUGUUAAGUCAGCUAAGGCCAAUGGUAAGAAGAGAAAGGCAGAGGAAAGGCUGUCUGAGUAUGCGGGUAUGUGGAGCAUCAAGAAGGAGGAUAUGGCUAUCAAGGAAAGGCUGUAGAAGAUGAAGCUCCUUGAUAGGCUACUUGCAAAAGUUGAGCCGUUUGAUGAGUAUGAAGAAACCUUGAAAAAGAAACUCAUCAAUGAGUUGGUCUCUAAUUAGGUGAAGAUAAUGUUGUAAUUUAGUUCAAGUCUAAUUAGGCUAAGUCUAAUUAGUCUAAGUCUAAGUUGUUUGAGCACUCUGUUGAUUGAUUAUAUAAAUGCUUAUGUUCUUGCCUUGGUUAUUGGUUCUCUCUCGGAGUCUUCUUUAUGGCUUAUAUAAAUGGUUUUAAUAAGAUUAAUGUUCUUGUCUUGCUUUUACAGGUUCCAUUGUCACGGGAAGUGAAAGAGUCUAGCAUUGUCACGGGAAGUGAAGGAGUGGAGUCAGUCGCAUGUCAAAAUUCUUGUAGUCUUCUGAUCUGUGUUGUAGUCACGGGAGUGUGUUGUACUCACGUCAGUGUCUUGUAGUAGGGACUCUCUUGUAGUAGGGUUUGUCUGUUGUAGUCACGGGAGUGCAUGGUAACGUUUGCUUCUUGUAUUGUAGUAGUCACAAAAUUUUAUAAGUCUUGUAUUGUAGUAGUCACAAGUCUGUAUGUCACUAAAUUUUAUAACUCACCAUCUCUAUAUAAUUGUCAUCACUUUCUCUUUGUUCUCUCAUCAUCUCUUCUUCUCUUCUCUAGUUUUCUUCUUCACUUCUCAAGCUCCCGUAAACAAUAUUGACCACUCUCUCUUGUGAUCCUAUAUAAUUGUGAUCACAAGUCUUUCUCAUAACUACUCUCAUCUUCUCUCCUUCUCUUUAUUUUUAUCACCUUUUUUUAACACAAAAUUUCUACAUAAAAUAUUACGUUUCAAGCAAGUCAAUGGCAUCAAGUUCUCAUAACCCUUUUGAAGGAUCAGAUGAUGAUAAUUCUGAUGAUUAUUUUGAUCAAACUUUCGAUCAAAAUUUUGAUCAUACUUUUGAAAAUUUUACCAUUGAUUAUGUUAAUCAAGAAGAAGAAAGAAAAAAAAAAGGAAAAAACGCGUCUAUAUCGAAAGAAAUCGUGAAGAAGGCGAUUUACGGUUAUGGAAAGAUUAUUUCAGUGACACUCCGACAUAUCCUCAACGUCUAUUCCGACGCCGUUUUAGAAUGAACAAGCCAUUGUUCAUGCACAUUGUUGAUCGACUUUCCAACGAAGUUCACUUCUUUCGCCAAAAGAAAGAUAGUCUUGGAAGGCUUAGUCUCUCACCACUCCAAAAGUGUUCAGCAGCCAUUCGUAUCUUGGCAUACGGUAGUGCGGCUGAUACGGUCGACGAAUACCUCCGGCUCGGUGAAACUACAGCUCGGUCAUGUUUGGAGAAUUUUGUGGAAGGAAUAAUUAAUUUGUUCGGCGAUGAGUACCUAAGAAGACCAACACCGGCUGAUCUUCAACGUUUACUUGAUAUUGGAGAGCAUCGUGGAUUUCCCGGGAUGAUAGGAACCAUCGAUUGUAUGCAUCGGGAGUGGAAGAAUUGUCCCACCGUUUGGAAAGGACAAUAUUCUCGUGGUUCGGGUAAACCAACAAUCGUUUUAGAGGCGGUUGCUUCGUAUGAUCUCUGGAUAUGACAUGAGUUUUUUGGACCUCCAGGUACUUUAAAUGAUAUCAAUGUUCUUGAUCGCUCACCUGUUUUUGAUGACAUAAUAAAUGGUCAAGCUCCGCAAGUCACUUACUAUGUCAAUGGAAGAGAGUAUAAUUUGGCUUACUAUCUCACCGAUGGUAUUUAUCCGAAAUGGACAACUUUUAUCCAAUCCAUUCCGAUGCCACAAGGACCGAAAGCGGUUUUAUUUGCUCAACGUCAAGAAGCUGUCCGCAAAGAUGUCGAGUGCACUUUUGGAGUCUUGCAAGCUCGCUUCGCCAUAGUUAAAAAUCCAGCACUUUUUUGGGAUAAAAUCAAAAUUGAGAAGAUUAUGAGAGCUUGUAUCAUACUCCACAAUAUGAUAGUAGAAGACGAACGAGAUGGCUAUACUCAAUUUGAUGUUUCAGAGUUCCAACAAGG